Messenger RNA from Vespula pensylvanica (western yellowjacket), 2822 nucleotides. RefSeq names its product glutathione S-transferase 1-like (gene gfzf). Lineage: Eukaryota; Metazoa; Arthropoda; Insecta; Hymenoptera; Vespidae. Bases 245 to 940 code for a protein of 231 amino acids. The transcript has 6 exons. Gene Ontology annotation, molecular function: glutathione transferase activity. The record is from RefSeq and is a predicted model, not a curated record. Gene Ontology annotation, biological process: glutathione metabolic process.
UUUAUUAUGUAAGAUUUCUUAUACUAUGCUGAGGUAAAGUCCUUGAAUAUUUAAAAAGACACAAGUGAAAGGUGUUCCAAUAUAUCUUGAUUUGCAGUGACUGUAGGUAUUCAGUAUAGGCUUCAAAACUUUCUGCUACGUUUUACGGCGUUAUUUAGAAUUUACGGUAAUAUACAUUGCAUUCUUUCGAUAAAUAACAUUUUUUCAUUGAUACGUAUUAAUUUAUCCACAUUUAAUUUUAGCAAUGAAACUGUAUUCUGUAUCUGAUGGUCCACCAUCUCUUGCAUGUCGUCAGGCGCUGAAGGUUUUAAAAAUUAAUUAUGAAUUGAUUGAUAUAGAUUUUGGUAAAGGAGAACAUAUGACUAAAGAAUAUGAGAAGCUUAAUCCUCAAAAAGAAAUACCUGUUUUAGUUGAUGAUGACUUUGUAAUGGGAGAAAGCAAUGCCAUUUUACAAUAUCUUGGUGAUAAGUAUGAUGUAUCUGGGUUAUUAUAUCCAAAGGAUCCACGAGAACGUGCUAUUGUAAAUCAUCGUCUUUGUUUCAAUCUCGCUUAUUAUUAUCGUAAUAUUUCGGAAUAUGUGAUGGCACCUAUAUUUUUUGACUAUCAAAGAACUCCAUUGGGCUUGAAGAAAGUGAAAAUGGCUUUAGAUAUUUUCAAUACAUAUUUACAACGUGAAAAUACAAUAUAUGCUGCUGGUAAUCACUUAACUAUCGCGGAUUUUCCAUUAAUCACGAGCACAAUGUGUCUGGAGGCAAUUUCUUUCAAAUUGGACCAAUGGCCUUAUGUGGAGAAAUGGUAUAGUCAUUUUAAACAAUCUUAUCCAGACUUGUGGAAAAUUGCAGAGGGUGGUAUGAAAGAAAUAAGUUAUUUCGAAAAAAAUCCACCUGAUUUAUCUAAUAUGGAUCAUCCUAUUCAUCCAAUUCGAAAAAUUGUGAAGUAAGCGUACUAAAAUCUUCGAAUUUCUUAAAUAUGCAGUACUUAUUACUAAUUAUUCUCUGUAAUUGACAUCUAACAUGAAAUAAAUUAAUCAGUCAAAAAACAUGCUCCAAAGAGCAGUAUUAGAUAUCUGCAUAUAUGUAAUGUGAUAAUGUGUGAAAGUAAUAUUUAAUCAGGUAACUGCGUAUUUGGUAUAAGUAAAUUCUUUAAUUAUUGCAAAGAUGUAAUAGUAGUGCUCAGAAUAAAACAUUUCUUAUAUAAUUUAUAGUAGCAUCUGAGAAGACAAAUUAUUUUUUAAUAAUAAAUAUAUUUGUUUAAUGAAGUGCCACGAUAUAUCUAAAUUUUUAUAUACAUGUAAAAUGAGCUAUUGCUUUUCAUAACAUUUAAAAAUUCUCUAAGUGCACAAUGUUCCAAUUAUAAAUUUAAUAAUCAUACUAACAGAUAUUAAAGAAUCUUAUAUUAUAUUUUUAUAUACAUUUCAUAAAAACUUUAAAUGAUCAACUUUGAUUUCCAUUCUUCAAGAUAGUAUAAAUUGAUAAUUUAAGAAAUGUUUUCUUUUUUUAAGUUUCAAAUUCAAUAUGUUAAAUACUAUAUAAAUUUCAUAUCUAUUGACUAAUCAUUUUUCAGUCAAUAAGCUUAUAUUUAAUCCAUUGCAAGAUGCAUAAUUAAUAGAACACUAGGAUUGAGAUCUAUAUUUUAAUUAAUAUAGAAUUGUCGACCCUGUAAUUGCUAUAUUUAUCCUCAUCAUAAUAUUUAAUUACAAUUUAUUACAACAGACUAAUUCGACUUAGCUAUAAAUAUGAUUAAUAGUAACAAUAAAUUUUAAGAAACUCCCUUUCAAUUCUUUUCCUAAUUAUGUAAUGAUUUUAAUGAAUUGUGUCUAAAAGUGAUCAUUUUAUAGUAAACAAUGGCACUUCCUACUAAUUUAUAAAGUGAUGUGAAAUAUAAAUAGUAUAUUUAAAAAAGAUACUUCACUUGUAAUUGAUUGUCCUUUUUUACUGCAGGUAUAUAGAAAGCACAGUUUUUGCCAAUAUUAAAAGAGGUGACCUAAUUAGAAUUUGUGAAUUACAUCAAUGCUACAACAACACUUCAUCUCAAAAGGAUAAAGUUAAUGUUUAUUAUCUAAUGAUAAAGUUUGGCCACCUCUGAUCUAUAAUGACGCAAUAAUACCAAUAAAAAUAUUAAAAUAAGAAGUGUAUUAUUACAAAAUUAUUUCAUUAUAUUUUUCAAAUUAUCUUAUAUUAGAUAUUAGAAAUCAUAAUUACAAAGGAAUAAAGAAUAUAGAGUAAAUAUUAUUGAAGUAUCUAUAUAGGAUAUAUACUGAAAUAAAAGAUAUGUUUUGCACUUGUCAUCCAAUUAAUCAACGGAUAUCACAGAUAUUUUUGAUCAAUGGAUAUCAAUUUAUUAUAUGAAUGUUUUUCGAAUAAUUUAAAUCAAACUAUCUUCAAUGUUAUUUUCAUAACAAACAAACCAAGUUUAUAUCAUUAUCUGAAAAAAAUAUUGAUGUUAUAUACUAUGUAUUAUACAAUUUCUUUUUCUUUUCAGAAAGAAGGCAUUUUAGGAGAUCAUAAGAUUCAUGUAAUCAUACAUGUUUCAAUACUAGUAGUUGGUUAGACGAUAAGCAAUUGUGUAAAGUGCAAGAGGAAAUUAAUUGAAAAAUUGUUGCAAUAAUGUAUGAGAAAAAUUGAACAAUUUCUUAUAGCUUUGCUUUUUUCCAUUAGAAGAAUUAAUAGAAUAAUAUCAAUGUACUUAAAUGAAAGAGUAGGAUAACAAAAGAGUGAACAGAUCACUCGAUAUUUAACAUUUGUGUAUAUGAAAGGAUAGUGCGUCUAAUAAAAGCCUUGUGCUUUUUCUUCCAGAAUGGAAAGAAAAACUUAGAAGGAUAA